Molecule: messenger RNA, 2244 nt
Organism: Manihot esculenta (cassava)
Lineage: Eukaryota; Viridiplantae; Streptophyta; Magnoliopsida; Malpighiales; Euphorbiaceae
Product: squalene epoxidase 3
Exons: 8
Coding region: 133-1995 (620 amino acids)
Biological process (GO): sterol biosynthetic process
Cellular component (GO): membrane; endoplasmic reticulum
Molecular function (GO): FAD binding; squalene monooxygenase activity
Source: RefSeq, a predicted model, not a curated record
GUCAAAUAAACGUAGAGUCCAAUAUUACCUUCUUCUUCUUCGUUUUCUUCUUCUUCUACUUUCAUUCAGAGGUUGAUGACAGCAAAAACACCCUUCUCUUCCAAAUAUACAACCAAAGAAUAACAGCAAUUAAUGACUGCAGUCUCUCUCCACCUCCCACCUACACCACAACUUAACCCGUCUCUUUCUUUUCUCUAUAAAACCACGUCACCUGCUCAAUCUCCUCCGCUCUCUUUUCCCCUCGCCACCUCACCACCACUGUUUGCCUCCGUAUUGACCUCAAGAAAAAGAAGACAAAGCAGCAUUCUACUUGAGGCCACGAAAGUAACCCAAAAACCUGUUUUCUUUUCCGCUGCUUCUGGGACUCGUUCUUUUCACCAUAUAAAUAUGGCGUUUGUGAUUGAUAAGUUUAUUCUUGGGACUUUCUUUGCCUCUAUCUCUGUCUUUUUCCUUCUCUGCAUUUUCCGCCGAAACCACCAGAACCUCAAGAACGAGCAGAAGUUCAAGGAAAAAGCCGCCUUCAAGACCCAAAAUGAUAAUGUGCAAAGGCCAGAAGACGGCUCCGAUCCUGACGUCAUCAUCGUCGGCGCUGGCGUCGCUGGUACAGCCCUCGCUUGUACGCUUGGCAAGGAUGGAAGACGAGUUCAAGUGAUAGAAAGAGACUUGACAGAGCCUGACAGAAUCGUGGGUGAACUGCUCCAGCCAGGGGGAUAUCUAAAAUUAAUUGAAUUGGGACUUGAGGAUUGUGUAGAGGAAAUUGAUGCCCAGCGAGUGCUUGGCUAUGCUCUCUUCAAAGAUGGUAAAAAUACUAGACUCUCAUAUCCACUGGAAAAUUUUCAUUCUGAUAUUGCUGGGAGGAGCUUCCAUAAUGGACGUUUUAUUCAGAGAAUGAGAGAAAAAGCUGCCACCAUUCCCAAUGUAAAGCUAGUGCAAGGAACAGUGACAUCCCUGCUUGAAGAAAAUGGGACUAUUAAGGGUGUUCAGUACAAAACUAAGGAUGGUCAAGAACAUAGAGCCUAUGCUCCUCUUACUGUUGUCUGUGAUGGUUGCUUCUCAAAUCUGCGUCGCUCUCUAUGCAAUCCUAAGGUAGCUGUGCCUUCUUGCUUUGUGGGUUUAAUUUUGGAGAACUGUCAGCUCCCUUUUGCAAAUCAUGGACAUGUUAUCUUAGCAGAUCCUUCGCCGAUUUUGUUUUAUCCAAUUAGCAGCACAGAGGUUCGCUGUUUGGUUGAUGUACCAGGUCAAAAAUUACCUUCCAUUGCUAAUGGUGAAAUGGCCAAGUAUUUGAAAGACGUGGUAGCACCACAGAUUCCACCACAGCUUCAUGAUGCCUUCAUUUCUGCAAUAGAUAAAGGUAAUAUCAGAACCAUGCCAAAUAGAAGCAUGCCAGCUGAUCCUCAUCCGACUCCGGGAGCCCUUCUAAUGGGUGACGCCUUCAAUAUGCGACAUCCAUUAACCGGCGGAGGAAUGACUGUGGCACUGUCUGAUAUUGUUGUGCUUCGAGACCUUCUACAUCCAUUAUGUGAUCUUAAUGAUGCAGAUUCUCUAGCUAAAUACCUUGAAUCCUUUUAUACAUUGCGCAAGCCUGUGGCGUCGACGAUAAAUACACUGGCAGGAGCCUUGUAUAAAGUAUUCUCUGCCUCCCCCGAUGAGGCGAGGAAGGAAAUGCGCGAAGCAUGCUUUGACUAUUUAAGCCUUGGAGGUAUAUUUUCAUCAGGACCUGUGGCUUUACUCUCUGGUCUUAACCCACGGCCACUGAGCUUAGUCCUCCAUUUCUUUGCUGUUGCAAUAUAUGGUGUUGGUCGACUACUGCUUCCAUUUCCUUCACCUAAAGCCAUCUGGAUUGGAGCUAGAAUAAUUUCAAGUGCUUCAGGAAUUAUUUUUCCCAUAAUCAGAGCUGAAGGAGUGAGACAAAUGUUCUUCCCUGCAACUGUUCCUGCAAUAUACAGACAUCCUCCUGUUGAUGAUAAAUCAGAUGAUGUGCAGAAAUCAAGGUAGCUUUUGGCUUUCACAGUCAGAUAUCUGCAAGUUCCCUAUUGAUAAACUAGCAUUCAGCAAUGAAUGAAGGUGCAAACUGUAUCUGCUAAGAAGUAUCAUCGUUGUUCUUGGUCUUCAAUAAGUAGAAACAAUUGUUUAAUAAUGAGAAGCUUCUCGAUGAAUAAGCUCCAAGAGAAAUUGAGGGAGGUGUUGUAAGGACACAAGUCCCAGGAAUAAUUUUAGGCCAACAAGUUGUGGUUUUCUCGUAAC